Molecule: messenger RNA, 1798 nt
Organism: Tribolium madens (black flour beetle)
Lineage: Eukaryota; Metazoa; Arthropoda; Insecta; Coleoptera; Tenebrionidae
Product: chymotrypsin BII-like
Exons: 7
Coding region: 142-936 (264 amino acids)
Biological process (GO): proteolysis
Molecular function (GO): serine-type endopeptidase activity
Source: RefSeq, a predicted model, not a curated record
UUAGUCUCAUAAAAGAUAAAUCUUUUAAACAAAAUUACCUAAAUUAAUUUUAAAGCUUUUUGAAGAUAAGUGUGAACAAACAACUUGAAAAAACUUUCUGUAAUUUUCCAAGUGAAUUACUGAUGCAGAAAAUUUGUCGGAAUGUUCUCUUUCUAUAUUUUGGUUUUCGUUCUUAUAUCUCCGUCGCUUCAAGAGGCGGUUGUGAACCGAAAUAAUCAAAAUACUCGAAUUAUUGGGGGACAUACAGCACAUAUUAGCCAAGUUCCAUUUGUUGCAGCAAUCAAUGUUGAAGGUUCUGGUUAUAACUGGUUUUGUGGAGGAGCAUUGUAUGGAAACCAGUGGAUUAUCACAGCUGGUCAAUGCGUAAAUGGUGCCACUCUUUUUACAAUUCGAUUAGGAGCAAUAAGUUUGACUGAACCGGACGAGAACCGGGUAACUUUUUCAACAUCAACUUUUUUCUUACAUCCUGAAUUUAAUACAGAAACUUUGGAGAAUGAUAUUGGACUUAUAAAGCUUCGAAUGCCUGUUACACAUACUAGCUACAUUAAAUCAGUUAAUUAUUUGGCUUUGAGUAAGCUUUGGGAUAACACACAUGUCUAUGUGAUGGGUUGGGGACAAACUAGUGAUGACAAUGGAACUUUGUCAGAUGAUCUGAAAAUGGCUUUAGUAACUACUUUACCCAAUGAAGAGUGUAAAGUAAUCUUCGGAAAUCAAAUUAAAGAAUCUAUGGUUUGUGUUGAUGGACAAUAUAACGAAGGAGCCUGUCACGGCGAUACUGGAAGUCCCUUAAUACUUUUACACCCUCGAGGUGUAACAGAACAUGUGGGAAUAUCAAGUUUUGUAAGUUUUAACGGAUGUGAAACCCCAGAACCAUCGGGCUACACAAGAACCUACCUCUAUAAUGACUGGAUUAAUAAUACUACAAAGAAUAACUAAAAAUUAAAAAAAAUUGUCAAUAAAAUGAUUGCUUCAGUUUAGUAUGUAGUUUAUAUAAAUGAAAAGAAAUUUGAAUUAUAUAAAUUUAAUUUAUAUUAAAGAAAGAACAAUAAGAAAUAUUAAUUGAAAGAGUAGGCAGUGAAAAUAGAAAAAGUAGAGAAAAUAAAGAACAAACAAAAUAGAGAGUUUUGUAAUAACUGUAUUAGUACCUUGUUCCAGUUUGAUUACUACUUUUAAAGAUAAAACUGUAUCGUUUUUAGACACAUUUAAAAAAUCAAGAAAUUUUUAGAUCUCAAAUAAUUUAUGUUGAGUUUUAUUCAGAAAACAUAUCUUUGUAUAAUUUUAUUAAUCUCAUGUUUUAGAUCUUAUCUACAUUUUUAUACAAUGCUAGUAACAUUUUUGAUCCAGUCUCUAUAUGGGAACACUCUUGUAAAUCCAGAAGGAUCCGUAGAUUCACAUCCGUUUUCGCUUAAGAAACUUCCAACACCGACAAUGAGGGUAUGACCACCACCAACAGUUUGAAUCAAAGGACUUCCACUGUCACCCUUUAAGAUUAAAUUUAAAAAAUUAUUUCAAUCUAACGGAGAAAUGUUGGUUUAACCCACCCUACAAAUACCCUCAUUAUAAUUUCCAGAUACGCAAACCAUGUUACUUGUAAUUCUGGAACCAUAAACUAGUUUGCAUUCGUCGUUAGUCAAUGUGCUCAAUCUAACAUAUCGCAAGUUAUUUGUGAUGCCAGCGUGUUCUAAGAAUAAACAUUUUAGUUAAUAAUGUGCGUGUUGUGAAUCGAAAAUUACCAUCAUCGAUUUGGCCCCAUCCAAAGGUUGUAACAGGAGCUGAUCCAGGAAGAUCGGCAACGGGG